Esox lucius (northern pike) is the source of this 1730-nucleotide messenger RNA. It is a transcript of the gene fam177a1a, whose product is annotated as family with sequence similarity 177 member A1. NCBI's taxonomy places the organism in Eukaryota, Metazoa, Chordata, Actinopteri, Esociformes, Esocidae. The transcript is spliced from 5 exons. The record is from RefSeq and is a predicted model, not a curated record. The coding region runs from base 326 to 919 and encodes 197 amino acids.
AUCUCAUAUUCGUUGUCUCACAUCAACUCGCCUACAAAAUAUGAAACGAGACGCUUAUAAUCGAAGGAAUGUUGGUUUUCGACAUUGGACUUCUUAGUGUUGAUAUUCGGGAUGUUCUAUGCGUAUUCUCGUCCUCUGACGUCACCAUUUGUAAUUGAAUAUUAGAUUAAAUAUUCAAACAGUUGUUUAAUAAACGCGGUGUACGCACCAAUCCAAAGACAAAAUGGACGGAAGCAUGUGAGCCUGCUGUUCCCAAUUCCAGGUUUAGGGAGGAGACUGGAUCUCUUGAAUAUAUCGACUUCUGCCGAGAGCGGAGGGAAGUGAGAUGGCAGAGCUGUCGCUGUUUGUCACAAAUGUAAACAUAUCUUUGGGGCAAACUAUGGACACUGAAAAGAGCUCAAGUAUGGUGAAGGAAUUUGAGUGUGUGGAGCUAGGAGACAUGGGGAUGAAGAAGCAAAAGGUACCUAAAAGAACAAUUUACUUUGCCAGUGGCGAGACCAUGGAGGAAUACAGUACAGACGAAGAAGAUGAUGAAGAAGUGCAGGCUUCUAUAGCUGUCAAGACCUCCACUGACCCGUCCAAGUUGACCUGGGGUCCAUACUUUUGGUUUCACAUGUGGAGAAUGGCAACCUCAACUAUUUCAGUUUGUGACUAUCUUGGGGAGAGAAUGGCGUCGUUAUUUGGCAUAACUUCACCAAAGUACCAGUAUGCUAUUGAUGAGUACUACAGAAUGAAAAAGGAGGAAGAAGAGGAGGAGGAAGAGAACCGGCUGUCAGAGGAGGCAGAACGUCGUUUUGAAGAGCACAGUCAGAAGGUCAAGCAGCCAGCCACGGAUCAGCCAGAGUGCAAAGCCUCCUUGGAGUUGGAUCCAGAUGCAACACCUGAUGCCAACAGAUUACCUGCCCUCGUUCCAACCUAACAGUUCAAUUAAAUAUACAUUUCUAUUGUUCUCAUUUUAACAGGUCGCUUCCUCAGCCUUUUGUUGCUGUACGAUAGUUUUCUUAUUUGGAUAUUGUAUUGAUUUAUUGAUGUAGCCUGCAUUGUCUAUAUGCUUGGACUUUUGUGUGCAAUGAACAUUGCUGCUUUGUGUCAGUGAAGGAGCACACUGACAAGAUGUCUAAUGCCGAUUUAACUCUUUAUGGGUUGAAGAGAUUUUGUACGGUUUCUUUAAUGUACAUAUUAACAGUUUGCUGUUAGCUGGAAAAACCAUGAGGUUUAAUGUUAUAAGAAUAACUAUUUGUUAGGGAAUUUACAUAUUAUGUUUGUCAACCAUGCAGCCAAUCCUUUCAUUUUGUUACAAAAGUGGUUAUCUAGCCUUUUCAGAAGGUUCAACAUGAGGGGCCCAUGAAUGGCACAGAGACUGCCUCGCAGUCAGAUAAGGAAUCGCAAGACCAGGGUUUGAAUCCCGCAUGCCGGCUGAGCAAGGGGCGUGAUAAGAACCUGAUUGGCAUCAUAUGUGCUUUGGAAGACUCGAAUUGUUAGGAUUAGUACUUUUUAAAUUGUGCAAAGGUAACAAAGAGUUUGAAAUACCUAUACAAUGAUAUAAUGAAAAGAUUAAAUCUUCCCAUCUUCCACUGCUUUACCCAACAAAAGUCAAUAAAGGCAAACGUGUUAUCAUUUAUUAAGGGAAAACCAGUUUCAUUUGAAGGCUUUUUAAAAUAUGAGUGGCAUACAUUUACAUUUCUACAUUAUGUACUGUACAUUAAUAAACAUUUAACUGGAACUACGAC